AGAACGGACAACAUAUAAAUAAGCCCACUUCCCAUCAAUACUCUGUCAAUAGUUAUUAUUCAGACAGUUACUCCUGUGCUGUAAAAGGCCAUGAGGAUCUCCAUUCUCCUGCAGUGUGAAUUGAUCAGCUACAUUUUGUUUCAGGUGUUGUGGGUGAGAGCUGUAUGAAUGUGACUUACACCCAUCAGAGUAUCUGUGCUUUGAAAGGGUCAACAGUGGACAUAUCCUGCUUUUACACACAUCCCAGUUGGCAUAACGUCACAGAAGUGUCCUGGUUCAACAAAUGGGAGUCUGGUGUCACUAAAGACCUGAGCCUGAACCCAGAGUAUGCAGAUCGUGUGGAAUACCAUCGACAAACAGAAAAUGACUCCACCCUGAGAAUCACAGACCUGAGAGAAAGUGACUCAACUGAGUACAAGUUCAGCUUUACAUCUGGUAAGGCAAGAUGGGGGUACAACUUCCAUGGAACAACUCUGUCUGUCACAGGUCUGCAGGUGAAGGUGACUCCUGCUGCAGAGGGACAGAAGACACUGACCUGUAGCACCACCUGUACUCUGACUGACAACCCCACCUACAUCUGGUACAAGAACGGACAACGUCUAGAUGAGCCCACUUCCCAACAAUACUCUAGUAAUACCCUAGUAGUGUUGGGUCAUUCUGUGGACAGUUACUCCUGUGGUGUAGAACACCAUGAGGACCUCCACUCUCCUGCAGUGUGGAAACAGACCUCAGUUCUGACUGCAGCUGUAGGAAUCACAGUGGUUCUGGUUCUCAUCCUCUGUCUCUCUGGACUCAUGUGGUUCAGGAAUAAAGCCUUCAAAUCCACCUCUGACACAAGAGACACAGCAGAUGAUGGACAGGGAGACUCUAGUCCAGUGUAUGACAACAGCUCAGGCAUGGCAAUGAAAUCUACUGCAGCACAGACAGCAGCCACAGACGACCAGGAUGAUGUUCACUACGCCAGCGUCCACUUCUCUCACUCCAAAAACCAGGAAGUGCCUCUGUACUCCACCGUCCAAGUGCCUCAGCCCCAGAAACAGGAUGAGGAUGUCCACUAUGCUGCUGUGAAAUUCAACCUCCCCUGUGCUGCCACCUGACCCGCAGCAGCACAAGCAGCUGAGGAAGACUCCUCUGUUCUCUACAGUACAGUCAAUAAACCCUGACCCAAGAAGACCCAAACACAACAAACCCAGAACCAAUAAGACCUGAAUGCAACAAACCCAGAACCAAGAAGACCUGAACACAACAAACCCAGAACCAAGAAGACCUGAACACAACAAACCCAGAACCAAGAAGACCUGAACACAACAAACCCAGAACCAAGAAGACCUGAACAGAAGAAGUUUGACAAUAACCUUGUGUAUCAGGACCUGUAUAUUUAAACUAAGUGAUAUAAUGCCUGUGGAGGUGUGGAAUAUUGACCAUUAUAAACUGGGUGGUUUGAGCCGUGAAAGCUGAUUGGCUGACCGGCAUGGUAUACCAGACCGUAUACCAUGGGUAUUAACAUUUGUAUUUACUGGUCUAAGUACAUUGGUAACCAGUUUAAAAUAAGGCACCUCGGGGUUUGUGGUGCAUCCAAGCACUCCGCGUUGCAUUGUGCAUAAGAACAGCCCUUAGUGGUAGUAUAUUGGCCAUAUACCACACCUCCUCAGGCCUUAUAGCUUAAGUUUAUAAUGGCAACAAGGCACUUCAGGGGUUUGUGUUAUAUGACCAACAUACUGUUCCACGGCUUAUUUUAAACUGGUUAACAACAUAAAUAGAACAGUAAACAAGUAUUUUUACGUCAUACCCGUGGUAUAUUGUCUGAUAUACAGUAUAGACUUCUGAAAUGCUGUUUCAGCCAAUCAGCAUCCAGGACCAAGACUACCCAGUUUAUAAUAGUAUUUAAUAAUAUAUGCCAUCUAGUAGACACUUUUAUCCAAAUUCACACAGUCAUUACAGUCAUGCAUGAAUAUAUUUUUUGUAUGGGAAGUCCCAGCAGGAAUUGAACCCAUGCUCCAUGCUGUACCAACUGAGCCACAGGACGACUCUAUUCACACUUAGAGUAGGAGUUCUGAUCUAGGGUCAGUUAUGACUUUGAAACAAUUAUGAAUUAGAAAGGGACCUUAACAUAUUUUAUAUAUAUUUUUGAAAAAUGUUGUAUUCCUGACGUAGGAAACCUUGAGUUCCAGUUAUAUUUUACAGUGCAUUCAGAAAGUAUUCAGACCCCUUGACUUUAUCCACAUGUUGUGAUGUUUCAAACUUUUGCUCAAAUUUGCUCAUCAAUCUACACACAAAGCCCCAUAAUGCUAAAGCAAAAAAGGUUUUUAGACAAUUUUGCAAAUGUAUAAAUACAAACAAAUCUGCAAUAACACAUUUACAUAAGUAUUAAUCAGUACUUUGUUGAAGCACCUUUGGCAACGAUUACAGCCGAGUCUUCUUGGGUAUGACACUACAAGCUUUGCACACCUGUAUUUGGGGAAUUUCUCCAAUUUUUUCUCCAGAUCCUCUCAAGCUUUGUCGUGUUGGAUGGGGAGCGUCGCUGAACAGAUAUAUUUAGGUCUCUCCAGAGAUGUUCGAUCAGGUUCAAGUCCGGGCUCUGGCUGGGCCACUCAAGGACAUUGAGAUUUCUCCCGAAGCAACUCCUGCUUUGUCUUGGCUGUGUGCUUACGGUCCUUGUCCUAUUGGAAGGUUGAACCUUCACCCCAGUCUGAGGCCCUGAGCCCUCUGGAGCUGGUUUUCAUCAAGGAUCUCUCUGUACUUUUCUCCAUUCAUCUUUCCCUCGAUCCUGACUAGUCUCCCAGUCCCUGCCGCUGAAAAAUAUCCCCACAGCAUGAUGCUGCCACCACCAUGCUUCACCGUAGGGAUGGUGCCAGGUUUCCUCCAGGCGCGACGCUUGGUAUUCAGGUUUCAUCAGACCAGAUCAUCUUGUUUCUCAUGGUCUGAGAGUCUUUAGUUGCCUUUUGACAAACUCCAAGCAGGUUUCAUGUGCCAUUGGCUUCCGUCUGGCCACUCUACCAUAAAGGCCUGAUUGGUGGAGUGUUGCAGCAAUGGCUGUUCUUCUUGAAGGCUCUCUCAUCUCCACAGAGGAACUCUGGAGUUCUGUCAGGGUGAACAUUGGGUUCUUGGUCACCUCGCUGACCAAGGCCCUUCUCCCCCGAUUGAUCAGUUUGGCCAGGCGGCCAGCUCUAGGAAGAGUCUUGGUGGUUCCAAACGUCUUCUAUUUAAGAAUGAUGGAGGCCACUGUUUCCUUGGACAUUAAAAAAUACAGAAAUGUUUUGGUACCCUUCCCCAGAUCUGUGCCUCAGCACAAUCCUGUCUCUGAUUCUAGAGACAAAUUCUUCGACCUCAUUAUUUUUGCUCUGACAUGCAUUGCAAACUGUGGGACCUUGGUGUGGGCCUUUCUGAAUCAUGUCCAAUUAAUUGAAUUUACUACAGAUGGACUCCAAUGAAGUUGUAGAAACAUCUCAAGGAUGAUUCAUAGAAACAGGAUGCAGCUGAGUUCAAUUUCGAGUCUCAAAGCAAAAGGUCUGAACACUUAUCUAAAUAAGGUAUUUCUGUUUUUUAGUUUUAAUACAUUUGCAAACCUUUCUAAAAACCUGUUUUUGUUUUGUCAUUGUGGGAAAGUGUGGUAUAUUUUUAUUUAAUCUAUUUUAGAAUAAGGCUGUAACGUAACAAAAUUGGAAAAAAGUCAAGGGGUCUGAAUACUUUCCCAAUGCAUUGUAUAUAAUUCUAUAUUUUUUAUGUUAUGUUUCUGAAACAAACUUGUGAGACUUUUGCCUCAACGUCCAGGAAAGAGUUCUGCUUGAUGCAACGUUUCUUAUUGCUUUUAUCAAAUCUUUUUGUUGUAAACUGUGUUGUGACAUUUUUUAAACUAAACUUUUAAGAAUAAACUUCAUUGUCAUUGUUUUUAA
Molecule: messenger RNA, 3893 nt
Organism: Oncorhynchus kisutch (coho salmon)
Lineage: Eukaryota; Metazoa; Chordata; Actinopteri; Salmoniformes; Salmonidae
Exons: 7
Coding region: 165-1097 (310 amino acids)
Source: RefSeq, a predicted model, not a curated record